Messenger RNA from Cantharellus anzutake, 423 nucleotides. RefSeq lists its product as uncharacterized. The record is from RefSeq and is a predicted model, not a curated record. NCBI's taxonomy places the organism in Eukaryota, Fungi, Basidiomycota, Agaricomycetes, Cantharellales, Hydnaceae. The transcript has 4 exons. Bases 1 to 423 code for a protein of 140 amino acids.
AUGUCACGGGAGUCCCUCGUUCCUCUCGAAUGCCUUUUGGUUGCAGUGGGCAUGGGGGCCCUGCCAUUCGAAUGUGAACCCUCGCCUAUGGGACAGUCCCUACAUAUGCAGAACGACCGUACCAACCUUUGGUGGCAUCGGAAUCCCAUAGCGGACAGCAUGGCCCUGAAGAAGUUUCCCCGGAGGGGCAAUGCACCUACUCUGACGGAGCUUCGAGGUCCUGGUCCGGCAUCGCCCUCGUAUGUCACUGUGCGGCUCGGAGGCUGGAUAGAGGGUUGCUUAUGGUGUAUGUGCGCGGAGCCGAAUGGAGAGGGAGGAGAGGAGGAAUGGGUCGCUUUGGGGGAUCCGUUCCACCUAUUGGAAGACAACGCUUCUCGUGUUGCAACCCUCGACUUCAUUCCUUCGUUGAUAUCAUCGGAGUGA